Mollisia scopiformis is the source of this 2127-nucleotide messenger RNA. RefSeq lists its product as uncharacterized. Gene Ontology annotation, biological process: positive regulation of transcription by RNA polymerase II; DNA-templated transcription. The transcript is spliced from 4 exons. The record is from RefSeq and is a predicted model, not a curated record. Lineage: Eukaryota; Fungi; Ascomycota; Leotiomycetes; Helotiales; Mollisiaceae. The coding region runs from base 1 to 2127 and encodes 708 amino acids. Gene Ontology annotation, molecular function: zinc ion binding; DNA-binding transcription factor activity, RNA polymerase II-specific; sequence-specific DNA binding.
AUGGAAGCCAUAGAGUCGCCUACUGGAUCCUCUUCUCCAACGCCCAUGUCCGCACCCAUUAAGCGGAAGCAUCGACCUGGCCUUCAUCGGACACAAAUUGCCUGCCAACGAUGUCGGCUAAGGAAAAACAAGUGUGAUGGAAAGAUCCCGAGCUGCACCACUUGUGAGAAAGCAGGGACACCAUGUACUGUGGUUGACCGUCUCACGUACCGACAAUACCCGAGGGGACAUGUUGAAGAUCUCGAGGCGCAGAUCGUUUCUCUCAAAGAGGAAAAUGACCAGCUUAGAGCCGAGCUUCAAAUGUUCAGGCAAAGUGGAAUAUCAACUCCGUUGUCCCAAGAGGCUUCUGUUCAGGCUGUCCCAGCUGUCUCAGAGCAUGAUCUCGCCUCAAAUAUUGCUAGACUAUCUCUCGAAGGAUCCUCCGAGAAGAAGUAUGUGGGAGAGUCAAGUGGAGUUCACUUUGGAAAUAUUGUGCAAGCACUUGUACCUCUCACAGACUACAAGAGAGCACCAUCUUCGGGAAGGUUCCCACUUCGUGUCGAAAGGCCAUCAUCUGGGAGUUCACCAGCAAUGAGUGAUGGUGGAUUUCAUCCAAAGCCGGUCCCAUCGCUGGAAAUAGCCAAUAUGCUUCAAGUAGCAUAUUUUGAGACUAGAUGGGCAAGCUUUCCAUUGCUUCAUAGGCCGACAUUUAUGGAGAAGCAUUUCUCUCACGUGAUGCAGCAUGGAAUGGCAGCCAAUCAUGCUUCACUAUUCUUGGUCUACAUGGUGUUUGCGAUAGCGUCGAUUGAUCUGCAGCGUCAGAAGAAGGAGCUUGUUGGUGUGCAUCUGGAAUUCUUCAACACUGCAACUUCCAUGUUCCUUGGAGGCCUGAUGGCAGCAGAUAAUCUCGAGACGAUCCAAGGGCUUUUGCUGAUGACUAUCUUUGCUAUAAAUGAGCCUCAAAGUAUCAAUGCUUGGAUGGUCAAUGGUCUAGCUAUCCGUUUUGCCAUCGAUCUUGGUUUGCAUAGAAAAUCCUAUUGUCCGACGAGAAGUCUUCUGCGGUCAGAGAUGAAGAAAAGAAUUUUUUGGUCAGCAUACGCUUUGGACCGGAAUAUCUCGGUAGCCCUAGGCCGUCCAUUCUGCAUACAGGAUCGGGAAAUUAAUGUGGAUCUACCGCUUCAAUUGACUGAUCAACAGAUUCUUGAGGAGUCUGCGCCAGAGGAAGCUUUCGCCCCAAGUAUCUACGAUAUGUCUACCUUCAGACAUAUCGUCAGAUUGAGGCAGAUUCAUUCUAAGAUUCUUCGAAAAUUCUACCCAGUCAAUGCUUCCGAGCAGGAUGGGACGCAAUUUCAGGAGAGCAGGGACCAGAUUCGUGCCGAACUGGAGCAAUGGAUGGUCUCCACUCCUCGGUAUAUAUCACCAACAACAGCGACGUUUCAAUCAUUUGAGUGGUUUCAGAUUGCAUAUAAUCAUGCUUUGAUUUUACUUUAUCGUCCUUCACCUGUGUGUCCUCAAGCCAAUCUACAAGUUUUGCAGAUUUGCGCAGACUCUUCUAUAAAUAUGAUUACUGGUUAUCUCGCGCUUUACAGCAAGAAUAAAAUUACAUAUACGUGGAUUGCUCUACAUUCUGUCUUCAUGGCGAGUGUUACGAUGCUGUAUACUCUGGUGGCGCCAGAGAUUCGAAGAAGUACGACCCGAGCUGUUGUGAAAUCCAACAUAAACUCUUGCUUAAGUCUGUUCGAAGAUAUGGGCAAAUUGUGGCCGGCGGCAGCGAGUCGCUCAUACACCGUGAUCGAAAGACUAGGCAGGACAACACUGAACCUUUUCGAAGAUAGCACUAUCUUGAACGAUGGAAGAACGCAAGGCGCAGCGGGCAACAGAUUUGGGGAGAUCGAUCAAGAAUAUAUGGAAUGGUUCGGGAUGAAAGAUCAUAUCGGGCCAUUUUCGGACGAAUUUUCGGACACCGCUCCGAGAAUUAACGUUGAAGCGGAUCCAGUAACUUCGCAGUCACUUCUGCAGGACCAAGCUUUCAACGGGAUAAUGGAUAUGGAGGGAUUGUUUGACCUUGGCUUUGAUAUGUCACUGCCUUUGAUGACGGAUGUAUGCGGCAUGGGAGAUGGCUUUGCUCAAGGGGACUAUUCCGUUUAA